GCAUACAGGCUGUAUCUUCUAUGUAAUUUGAAACCGUUGUGCGUGUGCUGGCGGACGAACUCUAAAGCCUCUCUCCAGUAAUUCUUUUCCUUUCCCCACGUUCUUAGAGCGGUUCGCAAGAAACAGAAGAUGACCGUGAUCGACAUUCUCACCAGAGUCGACGCGAUCUGCAAGAAAUACGACAAGUACGACAUCGACAAGCAGAAGGAUCUCAAUGUCUCCGGCGAUGAUGCCUUCGCUCGUCUUUACGCCGUCGUUGAAGCCGACAUUGAGGCCGCUCUUCAGAAAGCGGAUACUGCAUCUAACGAGAAAAAUAGAGCGUCUGCGGUUGCUUUGAACGCCGAGAUUCGUCGGACCAAGGCUCGAUUGCUGGAGGAGGUCCCUAAGUUGCAGAGACUGGCUAUAAAGAAGGUUAAAGGGCUUUCAACAGAAGAACUUGCUGCUCGUAAUGAUUUGGUCCUUGCAUUGCCGGAUAGGAUCCAAGCAAUACCAGAUGGGGCUGCAACUGCACCCAAACAAACUGGAGGUUGGGCAGCUUCAGCUUCUCGUACAGAAAUCAAAUUUGAUUCAGAUGGACGAUUUGACAGUGAAUACUUCCAACAAACUGAAGAGUCUAGUCAGUUCAGGCAAGAGUAUGAAAUGCGGAAAAUGAACCAAGACCAAGGUUUGGAUGUGAUAGCAGAAGGUUUGGACACAUUGAAAAACAUGGCCCAUGAUAUGAAUGAGGAAUUGGAUCGGCAAGUUCCUUUGAUGGAUGAGAUUGACACCAAGGUGGACAAAGCAACAGCUGACCUCAAGAAUACUAAUGUUAGACUUAAGGACACUGUUAACCAGCUGAGGUCCAGUCGAAAUUUCUGCAUUGAUAUUAUUUUGUUGUGUGUAAUUCUGGGAAUUGCUGCCUAUCUAUAUAAUGUAUUGAAGAAGUGAACUGAUGCAAAGGCCUACUUAUAUCAGUUCAUAUGGUGUUUCGUUUGUGUGUUUAGCUUUGUUUGAGGACUUGGUACGCUGCUUGAUUCUGGAUUAGAUUUUUUUCUUUUUUUUUUCCUUGUCAUGUUUGAAGGUUUUUUGUUUACACUCGGAAAUUGUACUUCUCUCGGAUGCAAAUUUGGGUACAUUAAAUAUUUCUCUAUCAAUAUUGUUGUUUUUUGUUGCAA
Vitis riparia (riverbank grape) is the source of this 1154-nucleotide messenger RNA. Its product is annotated as syntaxin-71. Gene Ontology annotation, molecular function: SNARE binding; SNAP receptor activity. Bases 130 to 927 code for a protein of 265 amino acids. Gene Ontology annotation, biological process: intracellular protein transport; vesicle fusion. NCBI's taxonomy places the organism in Eukaryota, Viridiplantae, Streptophyta, Magnoliopsida, Vitales, Vitaceae. The transcript is spliced from 9 exons. The record is from RefSeq and is a predicted model, not a curated record. Gene Ontology annotation, cellular component: endomembrane system; SNARE complex; membrane.